Molecule: messenger RNA, 399 nt
Organism: Polychytrium aggregatum
Lineage: Eukaryota; Fungi; Chytridiomycota; Chytridiomycetes; Polychytriales
Product: Endoribonuclease L-PSP/chorismate mutase-like protein
Exons: 2
Coding region: 1-399 (132 amino acids)
Cellular component (GO): cytosol
Molecular function (GO): deaminase activity
Source: RefSeq, a predicted model, not a curated record
AUGUCCUCCGCCCUGAAGCACAUCCAGACCGAAAACGCCCCCAAGGCUAUCGGCCCUUACUCCCAAGCCAUCGUCGCCAACGGCCUGGUCUACACCGCCGGCCAGAUCCCCUUCGAUCCUGCCACCAUGCAGAUCGUCGGUGAGGGCGACAUCAAGGCCCAGACCCGCCAGGCCAUCAAGAACCUCUCGGCUGUCCUGACUGCUGCCAAUGCCUCGCUUUCCAGCGUCGUCAAGACCACCGUCUUCCUCAAGAACAUGAACGACUUCAACGACAUGAACUCGAUCUACUCCGAGCUCUUUGGCGAUGCCCGUCCUGCCCGCUCUGCCGUCGAGGUUGCUCGCCUUCCCCGCGACGUUCUUGUUGAGAUCGAGUGUGUUGCCGUCGUCAGCAACCACUAA